This is a messenger RNA of Trichoderma aggressivum f. europaeum, 927 nucleotides long. RefSeq lists its product as uncharacterized. Bases 1 to 927 code for a protein of 308 amino acids. Lineage: Eukaryota; Fungi; Ascomycota; Sordariomycetes; Hypocreales; Hypocreaceae. The record is from RefSeq and is a predicted model, not a curated record. The transcript has a single exon.
AUGUCAACGCACCAAACAGCUCCAACGCAGUACAUCAUAGGUUCUGAUGGUGUCAAAUAUGCAUAUCGCCGUAUUGGCCCUUCAGAGGGUCUUCCUCUCGUAAUGCAUGGAUUUUUUCGAUCCAACAUGGAUUUCUGGGACCCAAUCCUCAUCAACAAUCUUGUAGAGAAGCGGCCUGUGAUUCUAUUUGAUCAGACCGGCGUGGGCCGUAGCAGCGGUACAAUCCCUACGACAUAUCAGGGAUGGGCAGACUGCCAAAUUAAUCUCACGAAUGCCCUCGGUAUCAAUCGCUAUGAUGUUGCCGGCUUCUCAAUGGGUGGGCUUUCCGCUCAAUUAGUGGCAUUGACAGUACCGCAUAUGGUCCGCAAGCUCAUCUUGUUGGGGACUACUUCUGCAGCUCCUUACGAAGAGUCAUCGGAUAUUGCUGGUAUGGUUUGGCCGCGUGAAAAAGCACAGCCUGAGCCCAUGGCUGUUCUUACAACAUCUAAAAGCACUCCAGAAGAAAUGCAGCAUGCUAUUGCAUAUUCAUUCUUUUACCAGACCGAUGCUGGCCGUGAGGCGGCGCAAGGAUGGUGGGACCGUGUCAACGAACGAAAAGUCGACGGUGAGACCCCUCUCCUGGAGUUUGUUAACCCCGAGGGCACGGCUCGGCAAGUUGAGGCUGUGGUUCACUGGAACACGCCAGAAAAGAAUGGUGCAUAUGAUCGUCUCAGCGACCUGGAAAUGCCGGUUCUAGUGAUGAAUGGUGAUGAUGACCUUCUUAUACCACCAAGCCGUAGCUGGGAGUUGGCUAAGAAGAUUCCCAACUCUCAGCUCAUCAUCUAUCCCAAGGCUGGACAUGGCUUCUUGUAUCAGUAUGCAAAGCUCACUGCUACCCACAUCAACAUGUUCUUGGAUGGGUUUGGAGGCUUGCACGGAGACGAGUAG